Molecule: messenger RNA, 1788 nt
Organism: Eubalaena glacialis (North Atlantic right whale)
Lineage: Eukaryota; Metazoa; Chordata; Mammalia; Artiodactyla; Balaenidae
Product: thimet oligopeptidase-like
Biological process (GO): proteolysis; peptide metabolic process
Cellular component (GO): mitochondrial intermembrane space
Molecular function (GO): metalloendopeptidase activity
Source: RefSeq, a predicted model, not a curated record
AUGGGACUGGGGCAGCGGCUGCACAUGUGUGGCCAGCCUGGUGGUGUUUGGCCCCGUCUGCAGUUCCAACACCACUGGUGCUUGCUGGGCCUCGCGGGUGAUGCGGGGGGCACGGGGAACAGCCCUGUGUCCCCACCUUCUUGGGCUGCAGACAGGCCACGUUGGGCCUGUGGUGACUGGGGGCUCCCAGGAGAACCCCACCGCAGAACCGGAGAGGUGGCCCCAGAGAAGGUGGCGUACGCCUGGGGCCGGGCCUCACCAGCGAGCCACGGGCCACCUGCAGCAACAGGCGUCUCGCCGUCCAGGGGCUGGGUGUUCGGGCGCCUUGGGGAUGAGCUGCUGUCUGCACAGCAGCCGAAGACCUGGCCCGGGGUCCCGCGGGGAGGGCAUGGCCCACGGUCCCCAGCGCUGGCCGUCUCUGGGUUCCAGGAGAACUGCACGAUCCUCGGGGAGCUGGUGAGGCUGCAGGCCCAGAAGUCCUGCCUGCUGGGGUUCAGCACGCGUGCCGACUCCGUGCUGGUGAUGAACAUGGCCAAGACCAGCCAGGUGGUGGCCACUUUCCUAGAUGAGCUGGCCCACAAGCUGAAGCCCCUCGGGGAGCAGGAGCCCGUGAUCCUGGAGCUAAAGAAGGCCGAGUGCCAGAGGCGGGGCCUGCACUCUGACGGGCCCAUCAACGCCUGGGACCUGCGCUACUACAUGAACCAGGGGGAGGAGACGCGCUACCACGAGGACCAGUACCUGCUCAAUGAGUCCUUCCCCGUGCAGGUGGUCACGCGCGGGCUGCUGGGCAUCUCCCAGGAGCUGCUGGGGCUGACCUUCGACCUGGAGGAGGGCGCCAACGUGUGUCACGAAGACGUGAGGCUCUGCACGGUCCGGGACGCGGCCUCGGGCAAGUCAUCCAUCGGCAAGUUCUACCUGGACCUCUACCCUCGGGAAGGGAAGUCCGGGCACGCGGCCUGCUUCGGCCUGCAGCCGGGCUGCCUGCCGCAGGAUGGGAGCCGCCAGAUCGCCAUCGUGGCCAUGGUGGCCAACUUCACCAAGCCCACGCCCGACCCGCCCUCCCUGCUGCAGCACGAUGAGCUGGAGACCUACUUCCACGAGUUCUGGCAAGCGAUGCACCAGCUCCGCUCCCAGGUGGGUGCGGGCGCGGGGCUGCGGGCAGGGGCCGGGGAGGGCCCGGGCGCGCGUGGUCCUCAGGCAGGCCCUCGCCACGGGAUUCUUCCGCUGAUGUCACCCCACACGUGGCGACGCCCUCGGUGUCAGCUUCCGUCAUCAAAGCCCAGGCACUGGUCUCGGUGGGGCACGAGCAGCGCCGUCCCCCAGGGGCUGCGGGACAAGCUCAUAAAGUCCCUGCAGGCCAACCCAGGCCUCUUCAACCUGCGCCAGAUCGUCCUGGCCGAGGUGGACCAGGCCCUGCACACGCAGACGCCCACGGACCCGGCCCAGGAGAAUGCCCACCUCUGCCAGGAGAUCCUCGGGGGCCCAGCCACGCCAGGGACCCACCUGCCUGCGACCUUCGGCCGCCUGGCAGGAAGAUACAACGCCCAGUCCCAUGGCUACCUGUGCAGCGAGGUGUACUCCGCGGACACGUUCCACACACGCUUCAAGCAGGAGGGCGUCCUGAGUGGCAAGGUUGCCAUGGACUACAGAAGCUGCAUUCUGAGGCCAGGCGGCUCCGAGGAUGCCAAGGGCAUGGUGAAACUCUUCCUGGGUUGUGACCCCACGCAGGACGCCUUCCUCCUGAGCAAAGGGCUGCAGGUUGAGGGCUGCAAGCCGCCGGCCUGCUGA